Kazachstania africana CBS 2517 is the source of this 972-nucleotide messenger RNA. RefSeq lists its product as uncharacterized. Bases 1 to 972 code for a protein of 323 amino acids. The transcript has a single exon. The record is from RefSeq and is a predicted model, not a curated record. Lineage: Eukaryota; Fungi; Ascomycota; Saccharomycetes; Saccharomycetales; Saccharomycetaceae.
AUGUUUACAAAAGUCCGAACUUACAUCAUCCCUAUUUGUAUCACUUUAUGUUUACUUCAAUCAAUAACAUUGGUAGAUACUCUUGUAUCCGCUUCUGGUGUAGCUACACCUGAUGAAUAUAUUGAGCUUGCAAAAAGAAGUAUCAAAAAUGCUUCCCUCGGGGCAGGAUUGGGCAUCUCUGGUGCGCUAGCUGGUGUUGCUGGUUAUUUUACCAAAACUAUCUGCGCUGCAGGUGGUGCCAUGGCAACUGUUUUCGGGACAUUGGAAGGAAAGUUGGCCUGUGCUGCUUCUGCUGCUGUCUUCUUGGUACUCAGUGCUGUUACUGGUGCCUUGGCUGCUGGAGAUACUACUGCCAUUACAAAACGUGAUUUAUCAUCAAGUAUCUAUACUGGAUAUCUUUAUCACAAUUUAACGGGUAUUCAUUAUAGCUUAAAUUCAGCCCCAAUCGAGUUGACUCCUUACUACAAUGAUGUGGUAUCCGUAUUGAUCGAGAAGGCAAAUAUUACCAAUGUAAAAGUCGCUGACCAUAUUGCUGCUAACAACGAAACUUUGAAUAUUAAGCGUGAUGAAUCCAUUCUAAUUCACUCACUACACUUUGAACACAAUGGCUAUAAAAUGCAUGGUUUCCAUUUUGAUAACACUAUUGAGUCUUACCUGGAAGCAUUUGUCUCAUAUAAUGAAAACAGCACGGAAAGCUUGCAAAAGCGUGGGACAGCAACUCUUGAUUGGGCCUCUUUUACAGAGGCUUGGUCUGAUACGCAACAAGAAGAAGAAGCUAGUGGAAAUGCAUCUGAAGAAAUUGAUAAUGGUUGGGAAGAUUGGGACUUCGCAAAAUGGAUUGAACACGAUACCGGUAAUAAAUACUGCCUAGGUGUUGAAUGGACGUCCGACAGAUCCGAAUUUAUGGCGGGAGAAUUGUACUUCAACGCAUACGGUGGUGUGGAUGGAGAAUGCUGGGACAUAUUGGAGUAA